AUGGCCGACGAGACGAAGCCAGAAGCCGCCGCCCCAGCGGCCGAGGUGGCUGUGACGGAGGCCGAGAAGAAGGCAGAGGAGCCCGCCCCGGUGGCAGAGGAGAAGGCCGUGGAAGCGGCGGCUGAGGAGAAGGCCGCGGAGGCAGCUGAGGAGAAGGCCGUGGAGGCGGUUGAGGAGAAGGCGGCGGAGGUGGACUCGGAGGAGGAGAAGAAGGCGGAGGAGGCCCUGGAGGCCGCCGCGGGGGAUGAGGCGGCGGUGAUCGACGGCACCGGGUCGUUCAAGGAGGAGAGUAACCUGGUGUCCGAGCUCCCCGACCCUGAGCGCACGGCGCUCGCGCAGCUCAAGGAGCUCGUCGCCGCCGCGCUCGCCAACGGGGAGUUCAACCUGCCGCCGCCACCACCACCGCCGGCAGCCAAGGAGGAGGCCAAGAAGGAGGAGCCGGCCAAGGAGGAGGCAAAGGAAGAAGCGCCGGCGGCCAAGGAGGAUGAGCCCAAGGCAGAGGAGGCGGCCGCCGAAGAGCCCGUCAAGGAGGAGGCCAAGCCUGAGGAGCCCAAAACGGAGGCGCCGGUGGAAGCAGCGGCCGAGGAGGCUAAGGAUGAGGCUCCCGCCCCGGAAGAGCCCAAGACUGAGGCUCCCGCGCCGGAGGAGCCCAAGGCCGAGGCGGCGGCUGAAGCGGUUGCCGAGGAGCCCAAGGCCGAACAGGCGGCCGAGGAGACGAAACCAGCUGAGCCGGAGCCGGAGGAGAAGGCGGUCGUGGUCGCCGAGGAGGAAGCCACCAAAACGGUGGAAGCCAUCGAGGAGACCGCCGUCGUCGCGGCCGCAUCUGAGCCUGAGGCGGAGGCCGCGCCGCCGGCGCCGGCGGCCGAGCCGAAGGAGGAGCUGAUCUGGGGCGUGCCGCUGGUGGGCGACGACGAGCGCACGGACACGGUGCUGCUCAAGUUCCUCCGCGCGCGCGAGUUCAAGGUGAAGGAGGCCCUGGCGAUGCUCAAGUCGGCGGUGCUGUGGCGCAAGCGCUUCGGCAUCGACGAGCUCCUGGGCGCCGACCUCGGCCUGCCGGAGCUGGAGAACGUGGUUUUCUACCGCGGCGCCGACCGCGAGGGCCACCCGGUCUGCUACAACGUCUACGGCGAGUUCCAGGACAAGGAGCUCUACGAGAAGGCCUUCGGCGACGAGGAGAAGCGGGAGCGCUUCCUCAAGUGGCGCAUCCAGCUCCUCGAGCGCGGCAUCCGGGAGCAGCUCGACUUCUCGCCCAGUGGCAUCUGCUCCAUGGUGCAGGUCACCGACCUCAAGAACUCGCCGCCCAUGCUCGGCAAGCACCGCGCCGUCACACGCCAGGCUCUCGCCCUGCUCCAGGACAACUACCCCGAGUUCGUGGCCAAGAAGGUGUUCAUCAAUGUGCCGUGGUGGUACCUCGCGGCGAACAAAGUGAUGAGCCCAUUCCUGACUCAGCGCACCAAGAGCAAGAUCGUCUUCUGCAGCCCUGGCAAGUCUGCGGAGACCCUCUUCAGAUACAUCGCGCCAGAGCAAGUUCCGGUCCAAUUCGGUGGCCUGUACAAGGAGGAUGACACCGAGUUCUCCACCUCUGAUGCUGUCACCGAGCUCACCGUGAAACCAUCCUCCAAAGAAGCCAUUGAAAUCCCAGCCACCGAGAACUCCACCGUCGUGUGGGAGCUCCGCGUGCUGGGAUGGGAGGUGAGCUACGGCACCGAAUUCACCCCCGACGCAGAGGGCGGCUACACCGUGAUCGUGCAGAAGACGAGGAAGGUGCCGGCCCACGAGGAGCCGAUCAUGAAGGGGAGCUUCAAGGUCACUGAGCCCGGCAAGGUGGUGCUGGCCGUGAACAACCCGGCAUCGAAGAAGAAGAAGCUGCUGUACCGGUUCAAGGUGAAGAGCACCGCCGAAUCCGCCGCCGCCUGA
Miscanthus lutarioriparius is the source of this 1917-nucleotide messenger RNA. The record is from the annotation of a GenBank genome assembly. NCBI's taxonomy places the organism in Eukaryota, Viridiplantae, Streptophyta, Magnoliopsida, Poales, Poaceae.